Molecule: messenger RNA, 1057 nt
Organism: Pseudopodoces humilis (Tibetan ground-tit)
Lineage: Eukaryota; Metazoa; Chordata; Aves; Passeriformes; Paridae
Gene: CHCHD1
Product: coiled-coil-helix-coiled-coil-helix domain containing 1
Biological process (GO): mitochondrial translation
Cellular component (GO): nucleoplasm; mitochondrial ribosome; mitochondrion
Molecular function (GO): RNA binding
Source: RefSeq, a predicted model, not a curated record
CUCAGGCCACCCCCAGCCCGGACAUGGCGGCGCCCGCCUACCCGGCCUGGGUGACGCGCUGGGUGUCCGGACAGUGGCGGAACAAGAAGCGGCCCCCGACGCUCCGGCCGCCCCGGACGCUGGCGCUGGCCGACAGGGUGGCGAACCGCCGGGAGCAGCUGACAGAGGCAACGUGCAUUACGGAAAUGUCAGUAAUGAUGGCCUGCUGGAAACAGAAUGACUUCAACGACACACCUUGUACCGAGGAGAUCAGGAUGUUCUAUGACUGCGUGGCAAAGGCAGAAAAAGAGCGCAAGAAUCAAAAUGAGGACACCCUGUCAUCCAGGGGAAAUUUGCCUUCAAGCAAAGUGAAUAAGCUCCUGAAGAGGUUUCCUCAGAUCACGCGUUAUGUAUGAUGUACUUUACAAAAGGGACUGUGGAGAAGCAAUUAAAGUUGGGGUCUUGAUCAAAAAAGAAGAAAGUCGAGUAAUUUUUUUGAUGUCAAGUGGUGUGUGGAUCUUGACCCUGCUUUUGAUUCCAGACCAAAACCCACCCGUUUUGAGUAUCAUCUGAUUUUGUUCAUGAGACUCCUGGGUCUUGCAGUGUUAGGAUUUCUGCAGAGUGGUGUUCAACUAGCCUACUCAGGUCCUCACUGUUAAAUAAAACCUUCUAGGCAUACAUCUAAAUGCAUAUCCUAACAGGGGAUGACUUCUUCACAUGCAAGCUUCUUGCCCAGCUCUGGAGCUGCUAUCAAAAAGUGAGUGAGUUCAAACACUGAGCCUACUUAGAAUUUAUAGUAAUGAUGAUUUGUACUCUUAUGUGGGUGUAUACACAAUCUGGUACAACUUGAAAAUUUUUAAUUUCCACUGCUGUAAAAAAAGGCUGUAGAAUUUAGGAAUAAUCUCUAGCAAAAUACCUUGUUAAUAUGUAAUACAAUGGUAAGUAUCAAAUAUAACUUUAACCUGGAAGUUUGGGAUUAAGACCCUCUGAUUUGCAGGUGGGACAGGUAUGGUGCCAUGUUAAGUUUGAUUAUUUUGUCUGUACUGUAAUAAAGCAAGACUGGUGUUGUCUUGGGCAA